Parastagonospora nodorum SN15 is the source of this 2115-nucleotide messenger RNA. RefSeq lists its product as hypothetical. Gene Ontology annotation, molecular function: glucosidase activity. The coding region runs from base 1 to 2115 and encodes 704 amino acids. Gene Ontology annotation, biological process: fungal-type cell wall organization; (1->6)-beta-D-glucan biosynthetic process. The transcript has 4 exons. Gene Ontology annotation, cellular component: plasma membrane; endoplasmic reticulum membrane. NCBI's taxonomy places the organism in Eukaryota, Fungi, Ascomycota, Dothideomycetes, Pleosporales, Phaeosphaeriaceae. The record is from RefSeq and is a predicted model, not a curated record.
AUGACAUACAACGAUCUUGGAGCAGACUACACACGAUACUUCAGUCCCUUUUCCGACAAUAAACAGAGUUCCUUGCCCGAGAUGCAAGAAAGCACACCCAACGCCAGCACACGUACCCUUGGGAUUACCACACCGCUUGCUACGAUACACCCCACAAACCCUUUCUUGACACCAAACGCCUCCACGACAAGAGUCAACAGUCUUUACGACCCUGAGAAGAAUGUUUCCGUCAUUGACGAUCGGCUGAUCGCCCCGUAUGAGGAGAAGGGCAUGGCAGCUUGGCCACUCAUCGGAGACAAAGAUGAAAGCGACGAUGAGAUGCAUAUGCCACGAGAGGAUGAUGACAUCAAGUACAAAGCAAAGCUGAGCGACCAUUUCAACAGGGACAGUAUCGCCUCUACCAUAGGCCUGGCGAUCAUGAUAGUCGGGCUUCUCUUCAUCUUCAUUGCGCUCCCUGUCAUGUCUUUCACUGGCGCAAUCGAGUACAACUCUUCGUGGGGCAAGCCAUUCUGGGCGGCAAACAUCUACAAAGCCGAGGCAUGGGCUCACGUAAACGAUGUGAAAUAUCCAUUCAUUCAAAACAUCCGCACUGGCCUAAUCGACCCGGACACACCAAAGUCUGCAAUGAAGAGGAAAGGUGAGUAUGGCGAUGAGUACGAGCUCGUUUUCAGCGAUGAGUUCAAUGUUGAAAAUCGUACAUUCUACGAAGGGGACGACCCAUACUUCUAUGCUGGCAACUUCUGGUAUGGAGCAACGCAGGAUCUCGAGUGGUACGACCCUGAUGCAAUCACUACACGCGAUGGCACCUUGGAGAUCCGCUUGGAAAGAACUCCUAAUCAUAAUCUGAGAUUCCGUUCGGGCAUGCUCAAUAGUUGGAACCACUUGUGCUUCAAGGGCGGCAUCUUCGAGGUGUCUGUAUCUCUUCCAGGACCUCCUGGUGUUCACGGACUGUGGCCUGGCGCGUGGACUAUGGGCAAUUUGGGUCGACCAGGCUACUUGAGCACUACCGAAGGUUUGUGGCCGUACACUUAUCAGGCAUGCGACGUUGGCAUCACGCCGAAUCAAUCGAGCUACGAUGGACUUUCGAGUUGCCCGGGACAGCGCCUGCCAUCUUGUAAAGGCAGAGGCGCACCUGAGAUCGACAUCAUCGAGGUCGGCGCCUCCUGGGACGCGAAUCAUCUGCCAGUUGCGACACAGAGUUACCAAGUCGCUCCGUUUGACCUUUGGUGGUUCCCCAACUACAACUAUACGGUCUAUCCUGAUUAUACCCUCAGCUAUCCAAACAGCUAUACAGGUGGCCCCUUCCAGCAAGCCCUGUCUGGUACCAGCAAUCUGAACAAACAAUGGUUCGACGGUAUCCAAUACCAGCGAUACUCGUUUGAGUAUGUGCCUGGAGAAGGCGAAAAAGCGUACAUCAACUGGAAAGUGGGCGACCUGACGAUGUGGACGCUAGACGGUCGAGCCAUUGGACCUAAUGGCAACAUCGCAGCUCGUCAGAUAUCAGAAGAGCCAAUGUCGAUGGUCCUGAACUUGGGUACAAGCCACGCAUGGGCAGCUUUCGAUGACGCCGCUCUGCAUGAUGAGUACAUCAUGCGCGUCGAUUACGUGCGCUGGUAUCAGAAGAAAGGACAUUCGAUGGUUACAUGCGAUCCGCCUGGGUUCGAGACGACCAAAGAAUAUGGCAAGGAGAAUAAGGCAGGAAAAGUCCUCAGUCGGCACGAUGAGCUUUACUUCUGGCGUCAGGUGGCCAAACAACAUGUCCGCAAGCUCGUCACUGCCGCCCUAUCUACCGAAGAGUGCCCGAUCCCUCACUGGGACGACGUCUCCCGCAUCGUCUCAGACACCCACGCCCUGCUCAGCAAAGUAGCAAAUCAACUCCCACUUGCCAAAGACCGCAUCUUGCAGGGUUACAGCACUAUCAUAAACCGGGGUCCCGCCCACACGGCCUGUGAAGAGGAAGAGCAGUUUGAGCAGCGCUUUGUGAUGUUGCAGAACGUUACGAUGAAGAUUCAGUCGCUGAGGGCGGAUAUUAUGGUGUUGGAGAGGGAAGUGGUGAGGGCGAGAAGGGAAGGAGAGGGGCCCGACGAUGGGGCCCGACAGGAGUUUGGGAAUUGA